ACACAACACAACUUCUCUCUCUACUAGUUUCUUUUUUUCUUUUUUGUCUCUUCUUCUUGUUGUCUUCUCCUUAAUAAAUUUGCAUUUUUUAUCGAAAAAAUAUCCCCUGAGGCUUCAUUUUCUAAGCAUAUAUGCAUUGGUUUUAGUCACCAACAAGACUUGUUUCAACACCUCUUUGUGACCACACCAAAUUUCACUUCUUUCUAAGUGUGUGUACAUAGAUUUCCUUUUUCUGUGCAAAACAGGAUUCAUCACCACCAUGUUGCAGGAUGUUAUCCAACCCCCAACACCAGAUGAGCAACAACUCCCCAUUGAUGAGAUUUCAAGCCCAAUCAGUGCUCGAUAUUUCGAACUUUGUGACCCUGAUUUUUUCCAAGACACACUGCAAAAUUCUGAGGUUACCUCCAGCUCAAAUUGUUGCCAUGAAGACAAGUCCUCAUAUGCCACAACCAUAUCUCCACCUUUAGAUGCAGUAGACAACAAGAUCAAUAUCAAUAUCAAUAGCAACAUAGUCACCACCUCAUCUAGUACUACCACAGCCAGCACCACUACCAACAACAACAACCUCAACAACAACAACAACACAACAAACAGCAAUAACCUGUCUCUCUUCUUUGACUCUCCAGAUGAUCCUGACAAUGACAUAUCAGCCUCCAUAAACUUCUCACCAUCUCCUUCUUUUGUUGUUCCACCACUUCUCCCAAUCACAACUCAGCAGGAUCACUUUGAUUUCUCUUCAGCUCAGCAACUAUCUGCAUCAGGUUCAGUUUUGAAGGGCCUCUCUCAGUACCCUACUGAUCCUGUGGUUGCACCCCUUAUUGGGGCUCCAUUAGCCUCAGUUUUUGAUGAUGAUUGCAUCUCUUCCAUCCCUUCUUAUAUGCCUCUCAACCCUUCAUCUCCCUCUUGCUCUUAUCUCAGUCCUGGCAUAGCAGCCUACAUGCCUCCUCCUGGUUCCCUUACCACUGCGUUAUCUGCUGACAGUUCUGGAUUGUUUGGUGGGAACAUUCUACUUGGGUCUGAACUGCAGGCACAAGAAUUGGACUACCAGGGAGAAAAUGGUGGAAUAUAUUGUACAGAUUCAAUUCAGAGGGUGUUUAACCCCCCAGAACUUCAGGCACUUGGUAAUGAGAGUCAGAAACUGGUAUCUGCUGGGGGCUCUGGCACUUUGGCACCAGAAAUUUCACACUUGGAGGACUCUACCUUGAAGGUUGGAAAACUUUCUGUCGAGCAGAGGAAGGAAAAGAUUCAUAGAUACAUGAAGAAGAGAAAUGAAAGAAACUUCAGCAAGAAAAUCAAGUAUGCUUGCCGCAAAACUUUGGCAGAUAGCAGGCCACGGGUCAGAGGAAGGUUUGCAAAGAAUGAUGACUUUGGAGACAGCCAUAGACAAGGAAGUAGCAACCAUGAAGAAGAUGAUGAAGAGAUAAUUGUGAAAGAAGAUGAUGAUUUGGUCGAUUCCUCAGAUAUCUUUGCACAUAUCAGUGGGGUGAACUCUUUCAAAUGCAACUAUUCCAUUCAGUCCUUGAUUUGAAUUAACUGAUAUAGUUUGAAUAGUGAAAGCUUAUCUAUAUUUAGCUUCUGUAGAUUAAUUUCGGCAGGACUCUUUUCCAUCAUUUGAUGGUUUGAGGAAACUGAAUAAUUGGGUCCAAAUAAAUAUACCAAUAAAUGAAGUGACUUAGGAACAUACAGAGAUUAGAAACUGUACACAGUUUUGCAGAUAUUGUCUUUUUCAUCAAGUUGUAACAGAACAUCAAGUUGUAUUAAUCAACCAAGAAAAUCCAAGUUUCCCCUCCCCAA
Vigna angularis (adzuki bean) is the source of this 1794-nucleotide messenger RNA. RefSeq lists its product as uncharacterized. Bases 260 to 1528 code for a protein of 422 amino acids. Gene Ontology annotation, biological process: regulation of flower development. Gene Ontology annotation, molecular function: protein binding. The record is from RefSeq and is a predicted model, not a curated record. Lineage: Eukaryota; Viridiplantae; Streptophyta; Magnoliopsida; Fabales; Fabaceae. Gene Ontology annotation, cellular component: nucleus. The transcript is spliced from 5 exons.